CUCCCCCCCUCUCGUGCCCGGGCCGGGCGCGCGCUCUCUGACACCCAUGUCCUUAUAAGGGCGGCCGUCGCCCGGGCAACCGUCCUUCUCUCUCUCUCUUUCUCUCUCUGUUUCUCCCCGUUCCCCCCCCCCCCCCCACCCCGUCCCCCUCCUCUUCCGAAUGGAACGUUGUGUGUCAAACCGGCCGCAGCGCGAGAGCUCCGAGGAGCAGCAGCAGCAGCAGCGGCGGCGGCGGCAGCGACGGCGGCAGCAGUCUUAACAGCCCGGGCGGCGGUGGCCGCUACAGGAGCUGAGCCGCGCCGGCUGCAGCCCAAGGCAGACCCUCGGGGCCGAGGACUGCGGCUGGGGCAGCUCUAGCUGCGCGGUGAGGGCCGGCCCUGCCGAGGGCGGGGGCCGAGGCCGGACCCAGGCCGCUGAGCGCCACUCUCGACUGCCCCUCCCUUAGCGGAGCCGGAGCUCGGCGGAGGCGGAGGCGGAGGCAGGAGGAGGAGGCGGAGGCGGAGGAAGAGGAGGAGGAGGAGGAGGAGGGAGGGGCGCCCUCCUGCUCGCCUGCCGGGGCUCGGGAACUUGCAGCGCCUCAAGUUGCAGCCAAACUUUCCUUGUCGCCGAGCUCGAGCACCCGGAGGAGGCGGAGGCACCGCGGAGGCCCAGCCCCGCUAAGUUUGCCCCCGGCUCGGAGAGGAGAGGAGAGCGCCCGGGGCCGAAGCUUUCCGAGGGCCAGAGCGGCGGCGGCCGCAGGAGGAGCAGCAGCAGCGGCAGCAGCAGCAGCAGGAGAAGGGAGGAGGAGGUGGAGGAAGAGGAGGGAGGAGACGGACGGCCCGCCCGGAGGCCAGGCCCCGAAGUUUCCCCGGCGCGGGGGGGAGGAGGAGGAGGAGGAGGAGCUCGGAGGAAGGCGGAGAGGCCUGCGUGGGCCAGAAGCGAGCAGCCCUAGUCUCCGGAGUGGCACGAGUGGGGGCUGAGCCCCGAAGUUUCCCGGCGCUGAAAGGAGGAGGAGGAGCUGAGAGGAAGGUGCAGGCGCUUGGGACUACGGGUCGGGGAGGUGCCUCUGUAGCUGCCCCUGCUGCUUCUGCCGCUGGCGUGAUGUCCCGGGGCCGGCCUGCUCUGGCCGCCGUAGCGGGGCCGCUGGGCCGGGGGACGGGUCGCACGCACUGCUAGUCCCGGCUCCAGCUCCGACCCCGCCGCUUGGGAAGGUGGUGCCGCCGCAGCCGCUGCUCGCCCCCCCCCCCUUUUUUUUUCCUCCGGGAGCCCUUGCCGGCUCGGGAACCGGCCCGACCAGUUCUGCCUUCAGCCGGGACCCGCGGAAAGUUGUUGCCAAACUUUGCCUGUCUCCGGGCCCGCCGCAGGGCCCCCAGCGCCCCGGCCGGCCCCGCCCCGCUCCGCGCCCCGGGAGCGGCGGCUGUUUCGGGGGCGCAGCCUGAUGCUCUUCGGGGGCGCCCCCCAGCGCCGGGCUCGCGCCUCCUGCUAGCUCCCCGCCUCCCCUUCUCCCGCACCCCCGAGCCCGGGACCCUCCUCUCCCCUCCCUGGAGGGGAGAAUGGCUAUGGUGACCGGCGGCUGGGGCGGCCCCAACGGGGACACGAACGGAGUGGAGAAGGGCGGCUACCCCCGCACGUCGGAAGAGGACUCGGCCUCGCCCCAGGGCGGCGGCAGCGACCCGGAGCCGGGCGACGAAGACAAGCCCGGGCUCCAGGUGGACUGCGUGGUCUGCGGGGACAAGUCCAGCGGCAAACAUUACGGCGUCUUCACCUGCGAGGGCUGUAAGAGUUUUUUCAAGCGGAGCAUCCGGCGGAACCUCAGCUACACCUGCAGGUCCAACCGAGACUGCCAGAUCGACCAGCACCACCGGAACCAGUGCCAGUACUGCCGUUUAAAAAAGUGCUUUCGGGUCGGCAUGAGAAAGGAAGCGGUACAGCGGGGCCGGAUCCCCCACACGCACUCGGGGGGCAGCCCCACAACCCUGGCCGGAGGUGGGGGUGGGGAGUACUUCAACGGGCAGCCGGUGUCGGAGCUGAUCUCUCAGCUGCUGCGGGCGGAGCCAUACCCCGCAGCCCGCUAUGGCUCCCAGUACGCCCAGCAGCAGGGCAGCGUCAUGGGCAUCGACAACAUCUGUGAGCUGGCCGCCCGCCUCCUCUUCAGCACCGUGGAGUGGGCCCGGAACAUCCCCUUCUUCCCCGAGCUGCCCGUGGCCGACCAGGUGGCCCUGCUGAGGCUCAGCUGGAGUGAGCUCUUCGUCCUCAAUGCCGCCCAGUCCGCCCUGCCCCUGCACAUGGCUCCCUUGCUGGCUGCCGCAGGCUUCCACGCAGCACCCAUGGCCGCGGACCGCGUGGUCUCCUUCAUGGACCAGAUCCGGGUCUUUCAGGAGCAGGUGGACAAGCUCAACCGGCUGCAGGUGGACUCUGCGGAGUACAGCUGUCUCAAGGCCAUCGCCCUCUUCACGCCAGAUGCCUGUGGCCUCUCGGACCCGGCACAUGUGGAGAGCCUGCAGGAGAAGGCCCAGGUGGCCCUGACGGAGUACGUGCGCGCCCAGUACCCCUCGCAGCCGCAGCGGUUCGGCCGCCUGCUCCUCCGGCUGCCCGCCCUGAGGGCCGUGCCCGCCGCCCUCAUCUCCCAGCUCUUCUUCAUGCGCCUUGUGGGCAAGACGCCCAUUGAGACGCUCAUCCGGGACAUGCUGCUGUCUGGCAGCACUUUCAACUGGCCCUACGCCGCUGGGCAGUAGGGGGCCGGCCAGGCCGAACCCCAGGCCCCUCGUCUGUCGGGGGGACCGCGGCCUCUGCCCUUCGCAUGUUGGGACCAGCGCAGAGGGCCGGGCUCCCUCCUCGGGCGGGGGCCGGAUGGACCUUUAGGACUCGGUUAUUUUUUAGAAGGCAAAUGAAAUCACUUUGCCCUUUUUGUUUGUUCGUUUUUUUUUUUUUGUUUUUUUUUUUUUUUAAAUGACAACAUAAAACCAAAAAGACCCUCCCUCCCCUCCCGCCGGGACUCCGGCGGCACAGAUGCUCUCCCCGCCCGUCAGUGCCCAGGAGCCAGCGCGCCUGUGAAGCCUCCCGGGGGAGGGAAGCCCGCCGGGCGGCGGCCCAGCCCGCCUCCUCUCACCCCUUCCUUGUCUCCCCAGAUGCAUGUCCUGGGCCCUAUCCCAGAGCUACCGAGGCUGGAGAGAAGGUGCCGGCGCAGGGAGGCCGGCUUCUCCUGGCAGACCCCAGGGGCUGAGGCAAGGGGGCAGCGGGGGCCGGACUUGCCCUGCCUCCUUGGUCCUUCUGCUCCCAGGCUGGGGGGCGGCAAGGAGAGGGAAGGUGGGAGUGGCCCGGCCAGGGGGACACGAGUAUGUAUAAUUUAGAUUGAUUCUCUAAAAAUAUAAUCCUCGCUGGACACUACAAAAUGAAUGACCUAAAGCCAAUAAAGAUGUUUCUUACCACA
Molecule: messenger RNA, 3409 nt
Organism: Sarcophilus harrisii (Tasmanian devil)
Lineage: Eukaryota; Metazoa; Chordata; Mammalia; Dasyuromorphia; Dasyuridae
Gene: NR2F6
Product: nuclear receptor subfamily 2 group F member 6
Exons: 4
Coding region: 1533-2714 (393 amino acids)
Biological process (GO): negative regulation of transcription by RNA polymerase II; cell differentiation; anatomical structure development
Molecular function (GO): nuclear receptor activity; RNA polymerase II cis-regulatory region sequence-specific DNA binding; zinc ion binding
Source: RefSeq, a predicted model, not a curated record